GGACAAAAACCCCCUCCUAGUCAAACACUCGGAUUUGAUGAAGCCCACCAAACUACUAUUACUCACCACGAAAAAACUAAUUACUACUAUUUGCCAGAAGUCAAUAUCCCUCCUAUUAAAAUUUCCUCUAAAGAAAUCAAAAAG
Racocetra persica is the source of this 144-nucleotide messenger RNA. Lineage: Eukaryota; Fungi; Glomeromycota; Glomeromycetes; Diversisporales; Gigasporaceae. The record is from the annotation of a GenBank genome assembly.